Messenger RNA from Engraulis encrasicolus (European anchovy), 2481 nucleotides. It is a transcript of the gene pofut3, whose product is annotated as fucosyltransferase 10. Gene Ontology annotation, molecular function: alpha-(1->3)-fucosyltransferase activity. Gene Ontology annotation, cellular component: Golgi membrane. The record is from RefSeq and is a predicted model, not a curated record. Lineage: Eukaryota; Metazoa; Chordata; Actinopteri; Clupeiformes; Engraulidae. The coding region runs from base 307 to 1713 and encodes 468 amino acids. The transcript has 4 exons.
CAACAACGAGAGUGAUUCUACCCUCUGCUACUUGAUUUCUUGAAGAUAGACAUUAACACAAAAUGUGUUUAUCGCAGUAGUUUUUGUAGUUCGCCUACCAUUUCUCCGGAAAACGCAAAAGGCAAGCGGCAGAACAUGGCUGCGUGCGCCAUCAAAAUCCACGCGCAGCGCACAGAAAAUUCUGGUCUUUCAGCGGCUGUCCUCAACGUUUUGAGGCUAAUCAUAGCCUUGAGUUUGCUAAAGUAGCUUGGCAGUUUACUUUAAUAUGAGAUUGUUUAAGUACUGGAGACAGACAGAUGAAGGGAAAUGGCCAAAUUGACUCCACGGAAACUUUCUGUGGUGUGCCUCUGUGUUUCAGCAUUUGUCUUCCUUGUCAUAACAUUCCAGGUGGUGGAGGAGCUUGGCCAGUUAGAUGGCUCCGCCAAACUCCGAAGGAGACCACAGCAGGAUGGCAGUGCUGUGCUCCAUGAUGAGAUGGAAGCCAUGGGCUCUGAGAGCCACCAGUACCCAGUGGUGGUGUGGUGGUCCCCCCUCACAGGUGAACAGGGGCGGCUGGGGGAGUGUGGUGCCAACAGAUGCUUCUUCACCAUCAACAGGUCUUACUAUUCACACCCCUCCACUCAGGCCUUCCUCUUCUAUGGCACUGACCUGAAUGUGGAGAGCCUUCCCCUGCCCAGGCUGGCCCACCACCAGUGGGCGCUCUUCCAUGAGGAGUCCCCAAAGAACAACUACAAGCUCUUCCAUGAGCCCGUCAUCACGCUCUUCAACCACACGGCCACCUUCAGCCGCCACUCGCACCUGCCGCUGGUCACCCAGUACCUGGAGAGCCUGUCGUCCCUCACCUCCCACGCCCACCUGGUACCGCUGUCCAAGAAGAACCGGCUGCGUGGAGGCGAGGAGGGCCUGGCACCCGUCGCGUACGUGCAGUCCGACUGCGACCCGCCGUCCGACCGCGACGUGUACGUGGCCGAGCUAAUGCGCCACAUCCCCGUGGACUCGUACGGCCGGUGCCUGCACAACCGCGAUCUGCCCGCUGCCCUGCGCGAGUCCACUGCCAUGGACGAGCCGGCGUUCCAUCAGGCGCUGGCGCGCUACAAGUUCAUCUUGGCGUUUGAGAACGCAGUGUGCGAGGACUAUGUGACGGAGAAGUUGUGGCGGCCGCUGAAGCUCGGCGUGGUGCCCGUCUACUACGGCGCGCCCAACGUACGACAAUGGCUGCCUAGCAACCACAGCGCCGUGGUCGUCGAACCCGAUACCGACCCAAAGCAACUGGCGGAGUACGUGAAGAGGUUGGACGAGAACGACGAGGAGUACCUGACCUAUCUGGAGUGGAAGCACCGGCGGGAAGUGACCAAUCAGGAGCUGGUGUCGGCCAUGAAGCUCCGCCCAUGGGGCGUGCAGGACAUCACGCAGAGCAACUACAUAGACGAGUUCGAGUGCAUGGUGUGCAACAGGCUAUGGGAGAACAUCAACAGUGAAAAACAGGGUCUGGCACCAAAAACCUGGCAAGCACAAGCGGACCACUUGAGAUGCCCUCGGCCGGGGCUGUUUGACUUUGAGGUGGCUCGCCCCUCAGACGGGCCCUCUCUCAGGAGCAUCUGGAGGCCCAGCUACGACCAGUCUGUCAAAGAAGCCAGAGCUCUCCGCCGACUAGUCAUGAGGAACAAGAACUUCACAGUGGCACAGUUUUGGAAAGAGGUGUUUGGCUUUUAGCUAUAUCUAAACUGCCAUGCAAAGGCAAAGUGCAGUAACUAUGCCAACAUGGACACUGAGGAAAAAUGUCUUGGUAUUAGUUUGGAUAUUGUAAUGGCAUCAAAUUUGAUUUGGCAAUAUCUCUUCAAAUUGACUGCUAAGUGUGAAUACUGUAUGUAAGCAGAAGAUACAGUACAAUGGAAUAUCGUAUUUAAGCACUGUUGAGAGAUGAAGGGCAUACACUUCUUACAAUUAAGCAAUAAGCCAUGAGAGGUCAUGGGUUUGUGUUUGAUUUGUCACGGCUAAGGGGAGUUGGAGCCCGACCAGAUGCACAGUCUUAGAUGGCCAAUUUAGCCACUGCACACAUAUCAUCAGUAAACCUAAUGGCUUGACUAAUGUUAAUCUUGAGGAUUUCUUUCUCCUUCAUUUAAUUGCAAGACAUAUCACAUUCUUUUAUAAGAAUUAAAUUCUAUUUUCAGAGGAAACACUCUAUGCACUGUUCUUGCUGUAAUGCACUAAUGUACCUCAUGUAAAUGCCGAUCUGCUACUCUGUCACACAACUAUGUGUCUGAAGAUUUUAAUUUCGAAAGUCUUUGAAUGCAUUAAUAAAUGUGCUCUGUAUUUUGAGCUUUAUCACAGAUAUUUUAUGUAACUUUUAUAAAAGGAGAUGUUGUUUCACAAUGGAAAAGUAAACCCUGUUUUUGUCAAAGCUUUUUUGAAAGACUUGUGUUGAAUGAUCAUUGAUUUGGGCGCGCCACUUGAUUAAAAUCAAAUGUAUUGGAAAAUGAA